CGCGCCGAUAUGUCAGUCCAGACGCGACCCAGACAGACCUCGGCCCGGGGGCCCAGCCGUGAGAGCCGCGUCCUGAUUGGCUGAGCGCCGCCGUUCUUUUGAGACUAGCUCUCCUAUUGGCUGGAGCCGGGCGAGACGCUCAGCGCACAAUGUCUCCCCGCUUUUGUUAUUGUAGCGAGCGGUCAGGAUGCGCGGACGGAGACGAAGAGCCUGAUAGUCCGCUAUCGACUCCCAUACACUCAGAUUAGAUGUUGGAGGGGGAAGGGGGCGCGGAUUCCUACCUCUCCGUCCUUGUCCAGAAGACAGCUUUUCGCUAUUCUGCAACAAUACGACCGAUGUAGCAGCAGGAUGUCCGUGAACCCUCCCAACAGUAAUGACGCCUGCCUCAGCAUCGUGCACAGCCUCAUGUGUCACAGGCAGGGCGGUGAAAACGAGGGCUUCGCCAAGCGUGCCAUCGAGAGCCUGGUCAAGAAACUGAAGGAGAAGAAGGACGAGCUGGACUCCCUCAUCACCGCCAUCACCACCAACGGAGUCCAUCCCAGCAAGUGCGUGACCAUCCAGAGGACGCUGGACGGACGCCUGCAGGUUGCCGGUCGGAAAGGUUUUCCUCAUGUAAUCUACGCGCGGUUGUGGCGCUGGCCCGACCUUCACAAGAACGAGCUCAAGCAUGUGAAGUUCUGCCAGUACGCAUUUGACCUCAAAUACGAUAAUGUCUGUGUGAACCCUUACCAUUAUGAGAGAGUGGUGUCACCAGGCAUCGUUGGUCUCAGUCUUCAAAACACAGGUCCCACUGGCAGACUGAUAAAGGAAGAGUACAGCCACGACUGCAUCCAGAUGGACGUCCCCCCGGGACUGCCUCCUCAGCAGGACCACCAGGGGGCGAUGAAACUCCCUCCUCCGGACCACUACGGCCAGCCACUGCCUCCUCUACAGCUGCCUUCAGAGCCCAGCCGAGCGCCCCCAGCGGUCUCCCUUUACUCCAACAUACCCCUCUCCCCCACCGCUUCUGGCUCUAUGAUGCCGAUGCAGGGAGGUCACGGUGAAGGCUUACUUCAGAUUGCGUCUCCUCAGGGUCAAGUCAUGACCCCUACACCUCCCCCCUCCACCCCCACACAUGGACCCCCACAGACCCCCGGCCCACCCCAGCCUCCACCCAACCAGAACGGCUACAACAGCUCCAAACACUCCCAGACGCAAGGCUCCUUUCACACAGCCUGGACAGGCAGCAGCACAGCCUCCUACACUCCUGUAGGACCCCAGCAAAACGGACGCGGUCACCAGCCUCCUCUCCAUCACCCACACUUCUGGUCUCAACAUCACAGUUCAGCGUCUUUCCCCCCUCCAGUCUCCAACCAUCCAGGUCCCGAGUUUUGGUGCUCCAUCUCAUACUUCGAGAUGGAUGUGCAGGUGGGGGAGAUGUUUAAAGUGCUGUCCAGCUGUCCGGUGGUGACGAUUGACGGGUAUGUGGACCCCUCAGGAGGCGACCGCUUCUGCCUGGGUCAGCUCAGUAACGUGCACCGCACAGACGCCAGCGAGCGCGCCAGGUUGCACAUUGGUAAAGGAGUGCAGCUGGAGUGUCGAGGAGAGGGGGAUGUAUGGAUGCGCUGCAUGAGCGAUCAUGCCGUCUUUGUGCAGAGUUAUUACCUGGACAGAGAAGCAGGACGAGCGCCAGGUGAUGCGGUGCAUAAAAUCUACCCAGGGGCCUACAUAAAGGUCUUUGACCUCAGGCAGUGCCACAGGCAGAUGCAGCAGCAGGCGGCUACGGCGCAGGCGGCAGCGGCAGCACAGGCCGCAGCGGUGGCUGGGAAUAUCCCAGGACCAGGAAGUGUUGGUGGAAUCGCUCCUGCAGUCAGCCUCUCGGCAGCAGCAGGGAUUGGUGUGGAUGAUCUCCGGAGGCUGUGCAUCCUGCGCUUGAGCUUCGUGAAGGGCUGGGGUCCUGACUACCCCCGGCAGAGCAUCAAGCACACCCCCUGCUGGGUGGAGGUGCAUUUGCACCGGGCGCUGCAGCUGCUGGACGAGGUGCUGCACACUAUGCCACUGGCAGAUCCUGGACCAGCUAACUGAGAGCCAACAAUACACAGCCAACACUCACCACACAGAUACUGGACUCACGACAGUAAGCGUGCGAGGCGUAUUACCUGCUACAGUGUGCAGUCAUUAGAAUCCCAGUGAAAACACCACAGAAAACACUACUCUAAAAUUCAUGUUUCUGAAAGAUAUUCAGUGCUUUUUAUUGUUCUGUAGUGAAAUGUUGCAUUUCUUUUUGGGUGAAUCUCGCAAAAACAUGUCUAGGUCAUAUCUUGCUCUAAAAAAAAAAAAGGCUUAAAGAGAAUGGAAAAAACAACAUCUUUUUAAAAGUAUUUUUUGCAUUAUGACUAGGGUUGCAAAGCGGCGGAAACAUUUCACAAAAUGUCUGGAAAGUUUCUCGAAAUUUAAUUAACAUUUUCUGUUCGUUUGCGGCCCUAAUUAUGACAUUUUUAUUUUAAUUAAUGAAGCAUAUUUUCCUGCAAAAUUCAGAAUAAUUCCUGCCACAAUAACUGAAUUGUUUCCAGAUGUUUUGAGUUUGUUUAUGCAAAGGUGAUUCUUAUCAGAUUACUACAGAAGUGGAUCAAGCAAAAAUACAAAAAAAUUAAACCAUAUUUUGAUGAAAGUCAUUGUAAUGCAUAAUUAAACUCGUACAUGUAUUUUUUAAAGGUUGAGAAUACAAUCAUUAGAUUUUGAGAAUAAAGUGUUUGUGUUUGAGAAAAAAACUUUGAGAAAAUUUUGAAAUAAAAUAUUGAGAAUAAACAGUAGAUUUUGAGAAGUUAAGGGAGUAGUUUCUGAGUUUGAGUCUGUGUUUGUGAAGUAAAAAGCUUUUACUUUAGGAUCUUUGCAAUAAGUGUAAAUAGUAAUUAGAUGAUAUUUAUACUUAGUGACGGAUACUUUUGCACCUUAGUAUUGUUGUACAUUAACAGGGUGCAAAAAUAACACUGUCCCAUGAGAUCAAAUGAACAUUACACAAGUGUGUUUAUUCUCAACAUUUUAUUUGGACUCUUUUUCCUUGAAAUGUUUAAUUUCAGUGUUUUUUUUUUUGUUUGUUUUUUUUUCUUCAGGAAACAAUGACUUUAUUCUCAACAUUUUAUUUAGGCUUUUUUCCCUAUUUUUCUAUAUCUUUAAUAUUGCAUAAUAAUGAAUUUAAUCUCAAGAUGGUUUUGUUUUUUUAUGAUUAGCCCUAAUCCUCUUUCAUAGAUUACUGUAUAUUUUUAUAAAAAAAAAAAAAAAAUUGUUUUGAUAAAUUGAGCAUAAAUGAAAGGAGGUCCAACAUAUAUCAUAAUAAUUACAAUUAAACAAUUCAUAUUUUUUUUAAAUUAAAGUAUUAUUUAACAGUAGUUUUUUCAUUAAAUAUUUUGUG
Molecule: messenger RNA, 3391 nt
Organism: Carassius gibelio (silver crucian carp)
Lineage: Eukaryota; Metazoa; Chordata; Actinopteri; Cypriniformes; Cyprinidae
Gene: smad10a
Product: SMAD family member 10a
Exons: 12
Coding region: 349-2064 (571 amino acids)
Biological process (GO): BMP signaling pathway; regulation of transcription by RNA polymerase II; anatomical structure morphogenesis
Cellular component (GO): heteromeric SMAD protein complex
Molecular function (GO): RNA polymerase II cis-regulatory region sequence-specific DNA binding; I-SMAD binding; DNA-binding transcription factor activity, RNA polymerase II-specific
Source: RefSeq, a predicted model, not a curated record